AUGUACCGUGACAAUGCAGCGCAGAACUUUCUUUUCCUUUCGCUUUUCUUCUUUUCUUUUUUAUUUCGUCUUUUCUUUCUUUCUCUCCAUUUUUUUCUUUCUUUCCUUUUUUUUUAUGUAUCUUUCUUCCUCUCUUUUUUUUUUUCUUUCUUUCUCUGUUGUAUCUUUCUUUCUCCGGUGUCUUUUCCUUUCUUAAUUUUUUCUGUUUUUUUCUUCUUUUCCCUUCCUUUUUGUCUUUCUUUCUUCUUUUCUUCCUCUUUUUCUUAUUGCUUUUCUUUUCUCUCUUUCGCAUCCAUUCUGCCUUUCUCUCUUCCUUUUUCUUCUUCUUCUGUUUUUCUUCAUGCAUUGUGCCUUUCUUUCUUUCUUUCUUUCUUUCUUUCUUUUUCUUCCUCCGUAUUUUCUUCUAGCAUUCUGCCUUUCUUUCUUUCUUUCUUUUCUUCCUCCCAUUCUGCUUUCUUUCUUUCUUUCUUUUUUUUUCUUCCUCCGUAUUUUCUUCUAGCAUUCUGCCCUUCUUUCUUUCUUUCUUUUUCUUCCUCCCAUUCUGCCUUUCUUUCUUUCUUUCUUUUUCUUCCUCCGUAUUUUCUUCUAGCAUUCUGCCCUUCUUUCUUUCUUUCUUUUUCUUCCUCCGUAUUUUCUUCUAGCAUUCUGCCUUUCUUUCUUUCUUUUUCUUCCUCCGUAUUUUCUUCUAGCAUUCUGCCUUUCUUUCUUUCUUUUUCUUCCUCCGUAUUUUCUUCUAGUAUUCUGCCUUUCUUUCUUUCUUUCUUUCUUUCUUUUUCUUCCUCCGUAUUUUCUUCUAGCAUUCUGCCUUUCUUUCUUUCUUUCUUUUUCUUCCUCCUAUUUUCUUUUCUUUCCUUUCCUUUCUUUUUUUUCCGUAUUUUCUUCUUGCAUUCUGCCUUUCUUUCUUUCUUUCUUUUUCUUCCUCCAUAUUUUCUUCUAGCAUUCUGCCUUUCUUUCUUUCUUUUUCUUCCUCCGUAUUUUCUUCUAGCAUUCUGCCUUUCUUUCUUUCUUUCCUUCUUUCUUUUUCUUCCUCCGUAUUUUCUUCUUGUAUUCUGCCCUUCUUUCUUUCUUACUUUCUUUCCUACUUUUAUUUUCUUUAUUUCUUUCUCUGCUUUUUGCUUUCUAUCUUUCUUUCUUUUCAAUUUCAACAUUUCUCUUCUUUUUUCUUUGUUUUCUUUCUUCCUCCGUUUUUCUUCUUGUAUUGUGCCUUUCCUUUUUUCUUUCUUUCUUACUCACUCCCUUUCUUUCUUUCUUUACUUCUUUUAUAUUCUUUAUUUCUUUCCCUUCUUUUUUUCUUUUCUGUCUUUAUUUCUUUUCAUUUCAACAUUUCCCUUCCGUUCUUCUAUAUUUUACCAUUUUUUUCCAUUCUAA
Molecule: messenger RNA, 1368 nt
Organism: Acanthosepion pharaonis
Lineage: Eukaryota; Metazoa; Mollusca; Cephalopoda; Sepiida; Sepiidae
Source: the annotation of a GenBank genome assembly